Chaetomium strumarium is the source of this 1723-nucleotide messenger RNA. Its product is annotated as eukaryotic rRNA processing protein EBP2-domain-containing protein. Gene Ontology annotation, cellular component: nucleolus; nuclear periphery; preribosome, large subunit precursor. Gene Ontology annotation, biological process: rRNA processing; ribosomal large subunit biogenesis. The record is from RefSeq and is a predicted model, not a curated record. The coding region runs from base 160 to 1479 and encodes 439 amino acids. The transcript is spliced from 2 exons. Lineage: Eukaryota; Fungi; Ascomycota; Sordariomycetes; Sordariales; Chaetomiaceae.
GAAAGUGAGAGUACUACGUGAGUGCAUGCUGACGCCCCACCAUGCCCAUCCUCCCGUAUCUUAUCUUAUCUCCCAACGGUCAACCAAAAAAAGUUUCCAACGUUCAGAAGCUGCGAGCGCUCAUCAAUCCAUCGUCCCCACCACCAACCAGCAGCAAAGAUGGCGAAGAAAGGCGCGACACAGUCCCCCAAGGCAGGGUCAAAGCUCAAAUCCGCGGUUCCAGACCACAAGCCCAAGACAAAAAAGAUCGACAGGAGAAAGUCGAACGAACUGGCUGCGCCAAAAGCUGUCGAUAAGGAGGACGAGUGGGAGGACGAGGACAGUGAUGAUCACGAGGAGCCGGCGCCAAAAGUUAAUGGCAGCAAGACUGCCAAGAGGCCAGCUGAGGAUGCAGAUUCAAGUGAGGAGGAUAGCGACUCGGAAGGUAGCGAGGACGACGAAGAGCACGGCGGCAUCGACCUUGCGGCGAUAGACGACUCCGACUCGGAAUCAGAACUCGACUCAGAUGAGGAGACUGAAAGGAACGAUGGUAAAGGUGACAGAGGAGAGGAGAAGGAAGACAGUGAGGAUGAGGAGGACGAGGAGGACGAGAAGGAAAUUGACGUCGAUGAGCUUUCAGCCGAGGAUGAGGAAGACGAGGAACAGAUCGCCGCAGGCACCCGCGUCCGGCAAACAAUCAAUAACAAGGAGGGGCUCCUCGCCGCCCUACGACGCUUCGCGCUCGAUACCAACCCCAAAACCGUUCCCUUCGCAUUCCACCAAUCCGUUGUCUCGUCCAAGAAGACGGAGGAAUCAAUCCCCUCUAUCGAGGACGACCUGCAGCGCGAGCUGGCCUUCGUGAACCAAUCCCUCGAAGCCGCCCGGCAAGCUCGCGCCUUGUUGCGCAAGGAAGGUGUACCCUUCACCCGGCCAACAGAUUACUUCGCCGAGACGGUGCGCAGCGACGAGACGAUGCAGAAGGUCAAGGCCAAGCUGGUCGAGGAGGCGACGGCCAAGAAGGCGGCCGCCGAGGCGCGCAAGCAGCGCGACCUCAAGAAGUUCGGCAAGCAGGUCCAGGUGCAGAAGCUGCAGGAGCGCGCCAAGCAGAAGCGCGAGACCCUCGACAAGAUCAACCUGCUCAAGCGGAAACGACAAGAAGGCGGCUCCGCAGCUCUCGGCACGACCGAAGCAGACGACAUCUUCGACGUGGCCGUUGACAAAGAGCUGUCCAACAGCAAGUCCUCCUCCAAGAAGCGCGGUGCGGCAGGCGACGGACCCAACCCCAAGCGGCAGAAGAAGGACACCAAGUACGGCUUCGGCGGCAAGAAGCGUUUCGCCAAGUCCGGCGACGCCGUGUCGGCGGGCGAUUUGAGUGGGUUCAGCGCCAAGCGGAUGAAGAGCGGCGGCUUCGCGGCCGGCGGUGCGGGUGGGAAAAAGAAGGGCGUGAAGGCGCCGAGGCCGGGGAAGAGUAGGCGGAAGGCUAUGGCUGGGAAAAGAUAGAGGGUAGGUAGAGGCUUGAUGGGGGGUUGCAGAUGGUGGUGUCGAAGUUUCGGAUUCUGUUCUGCGGUUCGUCAGACGGCAGAUGGGGUUGGCCUGUUGGGAAGGGCUAUGGACGGGAGUCUCUGUACCGUAUAUUCUACCUCACGAGUGUCAUAUAACGUAUUUCGCGAGACUCAAUUCGACAAGGGAAAUCGGUGAAAGGAUAAUCCCAACCAGGUACGGUGGUCUUAUGAUCAGAGGGAGA